AUGGUUAAGGAUUUAAAGCAUGUGAAGUUUCCUAUGAAAAUGUAUCGGCUGAAGACCUUUAAAGAGAUCAAGUCUAUUGAAGGCCUUGAUGAGAAACACCUAUUUGAUGUUAUUGGUCGAGUUAUUGAAAUACACUGCCCAGAGGAAAAAUUAAUUAAUGGGAAGAACUCCAGGCUGAUUGACUUCACUCUUGAAGACCCCGAUGGAAUACAACUAAUGUGUACUUUGUGGGAUGAACACGUAAGCAAGAUUGAGGCAUUCUACAAUUCUACUUCACAAGAACCAAUGUUGGUCUUGGUACAGUUCUGUAGGGCAAGGGUGUGUUUAAAAAGUGGUGAUGUCAAGAUUUGUAGCUCCUAUGAUGUAACACAGCUGCUUUUCAACCAAGAAUCUCCCCCCUUUGAGGAGUUCAGGAAGAGGACGAGUCAUGAACAGACACCAAUGCGCAGUAUUAUAUCGCAAUCAAGUUUUAAGGAAUGUAGCUCAUAUUCAGUUGCACUAUCUGGUGAUAUUGAAGUGCGUACUAUCAGUGAGAUCUACAGAGACAAGGAUGUAUUUGGAGAUUUCUGGGUUGCAGCUAGGAUUGUGUUCAUUGAUGAUCCAGACUGGUACUAUGCUUCGUGUCGAACCAAGGGUUGCAACAAAAAGCUUAAGCUAAAAGGGAAGUGGCUGUGGUGUAGUACAUGUGACAGAAAUUGGGGUGAUGGGACACUGAGGUACAGAGUUAAGGUUAGAGUUGUGGACUUGGAUGGCAAUGCGCCUUUUCUUCUAUGGGACAGGGAGUGCCUCGAUCUAAUUGGAAUUAGUGCAGAUGAUUUGAAGGAUACCCAUACAAAGGGAAGAAAGGGUCUACCUAAGGAGCUUGAAACUCUAAUCGGCUUGAAUCUGUUAUUUCGAAUUGCUGUGCGUAAGGAACAGUUCCAAAACUAUCUCAAUGCUUUCUCUGUUAUGAGAAUCAUCACUGAUGAAAAGAUUGUUGAGAAGCACGCACCAGAGCUAAUCCAAGUUAGGGACAGGGACCUCUCACCAAAGUUGGAGUUGGAGCUUACGGAUGAGGACCUAUGGGAUAUAGAGGAAUACUGCUGA
Molecule: messenger RNA, 1086 nt
Organism: Ipomoea nil (Japanese morning glory)
Lineage: Eukaryota; Viridiplantae; Streptophyta; Magnoliopsida; Solanales; Convolvulaceae
Exons: 7
Coding region: 1-1086 (361 amino acids)
Source: RefSeq, a predicted model, not a curated record